Messenger RNA from Dipodomys ordii (Ord's kangaroo rat), 3340 nucleotides. It is a transcript of the gene Tcf12, whose product is annotated as transcription factor 12. Gene Ontology annotation, cellular component: transcription regulator complex. The record is from RefSeq and is a predicted model, not a curated record. Bases 30 to 2141 code for a protein of 703 amino acids. The transcript is spliced from 20 exons. NCBI's taxonomy places the organism in Eukaryota, Metazoa, Chordata, Mammalia, Rodentia, Heteromyidae. Gene Ontology annotation, biological process: regulation of transcription by RNA polymerase II. Gene Ontology annotation, molecular function: protein dimerization activity; RNA polymerase II cis-regulatory region sequence-specific DNA binding; DNA-binding transcription factor activity, RNA polymerase II-specific.
GCUUCAGAAUCUGCUAGAAGUGGCCCAAGAUGAAUCCCCAGCAGCAGCGCAUGGCCGCUAUAGGGACCGACAAGGAGCUGAGCGAUUUGCUGGACUUCAGUGCGAUGUUUUCUCCACCUGUUAAUAGUGGGAAAACCAGACCAACAACACUGGGGAGCAGUCAAUUCAGUGGAUCAGGUAUAGAUGAACGUGGAGGUACCACAUCUUGGGGAACAAGUGGUCAACCAAGCCCCUCCUAUGAUUCAUCUAGAGGUUUUACAGACAGCCCUCAUUACAGUGAUCACUUGAAUGACAGUCGAUUAGGGGCCCACGAAGGCUUGUCUCCAACACCUUUCAUGAACUCAAAUCUGAUGGGCAAAACAUCUGAGAGAGGCUCAUUUUCCCUGUACAGCAGAGAGACCGGAUUACCAGGCUGUCAGUCUAGUCUCCUAAGACAAGAUCUAGGACUCGGGAGUCCAGCACAGCUGUCUUCUUCAGGAAAACCUGGUACACCGUACUACUUCUCAGCAACAAGCUCCAGGAGAAGACCACUCCAUGACUCUGUAGCCCUAGAUCCUUUGCAAGCAAAGAAAGUUAGAAAGGUGCCUCCCGGUUUGCCUUCUUCUGUAUAUGCACCAUCCCCAAAUUCUGAUGAUUUCAACCGUGAAUCUCCUAGUUAUCCAUCUCCUAAGCCACCAACCAGUAUGUUUGCUAGCACUUUUUUUAUGCAAGAUGGGACCCAUAAUUCUUCUGACCUUUGGAGUUCAUCAAAUGGGAUGAGCCAACCUGGUUUUGGUGGAAUUUUGGGGACCUCCACUUCGCACAUGUCCCAGUCCAGUAGCUAUGGCAGCCUUCAUUCGCAUGACCGCUUGAGUUAUCCUCCACACUCAGUCUCACCAACAGACAUAAACACAAGUCUUCCACCUAUGUCCAGCUUCCAUCGAGGUAGUACCAGCAGCUCACCGUAUGUCGCCGCCUCACAUACUCCUCCCAUUAAUGGAUCAGAUAGCAUUCUAGGAACCAGAGGGAAUGCUGCUGGGAGCUCACAGACAGGUGAUGCACUUGGAAAGGCUCUGGCAUCUAUUUAUUCUCCUGACCAUACCAGCAGUAGUUUUCCAUCAAACCCAUCAACACCAGUGGGAUCGCCUUCACCUCUCACAGGUACCAGUCAGUGGCCCAGACCUGGAGGGCAAGCGCCUUCAUCCCCAAGCUAUGAAAACUCGCUUCACUCCCUGAAAAAUCGAGUUGAGCAGCAACUUCACGAGCAUUUGCAAGAUGCAAUGUCCUUCUUAAAGGAUGUCUGUGAGCAGUCUCGAAUGGAGGAUCGCUUAGACAGACUGGAUGAUGCUAUCCAUGUGUUGCGGAACCAUGCUGUGGGACCUUCUACCAGCCUGCCCACCGGUGACAUACAUGGUUUAUUGGGACCAUCCCACAAUGCACCAAUUGGAAGCCUCAAUUCCAACUAUGGAGGAUCAAGCCUUGUUACAAACAGUCGAUCUGCUUCAAUGGUUGGAACUCAUCGGGAAGAUUCUGUUAAUCUCAAUGGCAAUCACUCAGUCCUGUCUAGUACUGUCUCUGCAUCAAGCACAGACCUGAACCAUAAAACACAAGAAAAUUACAGAGGUGGCUUGCAAAGUCAGUCAGGAACUGUUAUUCCAGCAGAAAUCAAGACUGAAAACAAAGAGAAGGACGAAAACCUUCAUGAACCCCCAUCAUCAGACGACAUGAAAUCAGAUGAUGAGUCCUCCCAAAAAGACAUCAAGGUCUCAUCUAGAGGCAGAACAAGCAGUACUAAUGAAGAUGAGGAUCUGAACCCCGAACAAAAAAUAGAAAGGGAGAAAGAGAGGCGGAUGGCUAACAAUGCUAGAGAGCGCUUACGAGUGCGGGAUAUUAAUGAGGCGUUCAAAGAACUUGGCCGAAUGUGUCAGCUUCAUUUGAAGAGUGAAAAACCCCAAACAAAACUCCUUAUUCUUCAUCAGGCCGUGGCAGUCAUCCUUAGUCUAGAACAGCAAGUCCGAGAGAGGAACCUGAACCCCAAAGCAGCCUGCCUUAAGAGAAGGGAAGAAGAAAAAGUUUCUGCCGUAUCGGCAGAGCCACCAACCACACUGCCAGGAAGCCAUCCUGGGCUUAGUGAAACUACCAACCCUAUGGGUCAUAUGUAAGCAUCAGCCAGUUCCAGAGUUAUCAGUAGGCUAGAUAGAAGGUGACCUCUCCUCAUAAGGACUUGGACAACUCAGAUUAUCUGAAGACACAAACCUGACAGGAGGGAGAAGAAAAAACUUAAACACUUAAAGCAAGAAAUUCCAAUGUAAUCCUACGAUCAAAGCAACUGGUCAACACUUCCAUCAGAAGUGAAGAUAGGAAGCUCAUCACAUAGAGCGUCAGCCCAUGAGAUGUUUGCAACAUAUCAUUUCGUUGCAAGCAGUGCGUCGCUUCUGCACAAUCAGAGACUGUCUCGAUCUCUCCACUCACCGUGGAAGUUGCCUUGUGCCUAAACUGAAUUGACAAAUGCAUUGUAACUACAAAAUUUAUUUAUUGUUAUGGAACUGUAAGGUCUGCAUAUAAAGGGAAAGAGUUAAUGUGGAAGGCUGGUCUACACUCAGCUGAUGCCAGCAUUUGUUAAAGCUGUUCACGUGCAGAGAACAAGCAGUGACAACCAUUGGCCCUUAGCAUUCCCGGCAUACCUGUUAGUGUCUUAAAAAGGAAGGGAAAAGUCUCGCUGCCCUCUCCUAUCCUUUUUGCCAUAUGACUAGUGUUUUCCAUGAAAAUAGGAAAAUGUUACUUGGUAUAGCAUUUCUCUCGCUCUCUUUUCUUUCGUUUAUUUUUAUUUUCUCUUUGUGGGUGUUCUAUUUGAUCUCAGAUCUCUGAUCUGAAUAGUUCAUGGUCACAGUCCAAAUCUCCUCCAUGCAGCACUCUGUGCUUUGCACAUGGACCUCACAAUGGGAAGCAGACACAUCUGUGACCAUAGGCUAGCUAAGAUUUUCAAAGGGGAGAUUUUGUUCCCUACAUUUUCCCCCAAAUAAAUACACAUUGCUUUAUUUCUAAUAAUAACUAAGUCUUUUCAAGCUUCUAGGUUCCCAUAGUAAAGCUUGUAAUAGCAAGAAGUAUAAAUUACAAGGGAAGAGUCUACUUUCUAGAAAUUGCUUUGUUUUCCAAGCAGUAAGUACUACAUAAUAUAGUACUUGUAAAGUGUUAGCUGUAAGUAAGCACAAAAUACCUUCAAAAUACAAGGACGAGUCUUCAGGCCAUGAUUAUGGUGAACAUGACAAAACCCAGAAGGCACCAAGGCAGGUAGUGUGAUACGUGAAUAUACCACUCUGAGGCUAAUUACCUGAUAGAAUACAAGAGCAAUGGCCGCCCA